GUAUGAUGGUGGUGACGUGGUGUGGAAAUCUCUUCCAAACCCACACCCGCCACACAGUCAUCUUCUUCCCUCUGACAACACCCUCAAUUUUCUGCAAAACCAUAUCUCAUCUCGCAUUUGAUUCAUCAACACCCGGAAUCCAUGGCCGCCACCGCCUCAAGCUUCCUUUUACAGGAUCCAACCCUCAGAUUGAAAAAACACCUAUACCACUCUCCUCAAUCCCCGGCCCACAAUUCCUUCGCCCAUCUCAGGGUUCGCAUCAAAUCUCUCAGAACACUCGGCGUCAGAUGCUAUUUUUCGCCCAUCAAUAAUGGAUCCGAUCGCCCUUACCAGGAUAUUGGUCAGAAGAUUGGCGUAUUCGCGAAAAUGGAGACCGAUAAUAAUAGGAAUCGUUUCGAGCUUGUGACUAGCUGCAUAAAAAAUGCGCUCAAGGCGCUGAAAAGACCUGCGGCGGCGGCUGUUCUCGUGGGGCUGCUGUUGGUGCACAACCCUGAUUGGGCGCUGGCCGCGGGCUCCGGUGGGCGUAUGGGCGGCAGUUCCUUCUCUUCGCGGUCUUCGACUUCGUCCUCGUCGAAGAGUUACAGUGCCCCUAGGUCGAGGUCGUCGUUGGGAUCCGAUUCUGGUUUCUCGUAUUCCGUUCCGUACUACGCGCCCUCUCCUUUUGGCGGCGUGUUCUUAGGUCCCGCCGUCGGGGUGGGGUCCUCCGCUUCCCUAAUUUUCGUCGCGUUCGUGGCGUUUAUUUUGGUUUCUGGGUUUUUGUCCGAGGGUUCCGAGAACAGUAGUGUGCUCACGGCUACUGAGAAAACGAGUGUGUUGAAGCUACAGGUGGGGUUGUUGGGUUUAGGGAGGUCACUCCAGAAGGAUCUCAACCGAAUUGCAGAAACUGCGGAUACAUCAAGCUCAGAGGGUUUACACUAUGUAUUGACUGAGACGGUGCUAGCUUUGCUUCGGCAUCCUGAUUAUUGCAUCUCUGCUUAUUCUUCAGUUGAUAUAAAGAGGAACAUGGAAGACGGGGAGAAAAGAUUUAAUCAACUUUCUAUUGAAGAACGUGGUAAGUUUGAUGAGGAAACACUUGUCAACGUCAACAGCAUGAGAAAACAGAGCUCAACUCGCCUGAGAGCAAGUGGAUUUAGCAAUGAGUACAUAGUGAUCACAAUUUUGGUGGCCGCCGAAGGACAACACAAGCUGCCUUCUAUCAAUAGCAGUAAAGACUUGAAAGAAGCUUUACAAAAGCUAGCAUCCAUCCCAUCACGUAAAACUCUGGCGGUUGAGGUGCUGUGGACCCCUCAAAAUGAAGAUGAUACUCUAUCCGAACGAGAACUACUGGAAGAUUACCCCUUAUUGCGUCCUCUUUAAAAGUUCAGCAUCCUCUUUUUGGGCACGGGAGAUUAGAAGACGAGGCAAACUUGUAUGUACUGCUUUUUGUUGUCUACAUGUUUUCUUUUGCUAUAAUACCUGACGUCCUGAGUAAUAUGAAUAAAUAAAUUAAGAACUUUGUUGUUCGUGUGCUUGUGACAUGAAACUGUUUUAGUGGAGAACAAGAAUGCAGGGGAAUUGUAUAUGUGCUUGUAGUCGCCCUGGAGGUGGAUAAGUAGUAGCUGGGAACAUAAAGAUAUACUGUACAUGAUUAAAAAAUUGAAGUUUUUGAUAUAGCCUUAGUUUUAUUGUGUUGCAUGUCAUGAGUUCGUAUGCAAAUUGCUAGUUAUAUUACACUCGAUGAUUUUUUUUUUGACUGAAAUUCAAACCGUGACAUUGUUUUUUGGCAAUUUAGUAUGCAAUACUGUUG
This is a messenger RNA of Striga asiatica, 1786 nucleotides long. The record is from the annotation of a GenBank genome assembly. Lineage: Eukaryota; Viridiplantae; Streptophyta; Magnoliopsida; Lamiales; Orobanchaceae.